CAGUUUACUUACUUUUGACUAGACGAUGCCAACAGCUCCCGUCCCAGACGCAAGCGAGGAUGAAGCUAAUUUCCAUGCAGCUGCAAAGUAUCUUGCGUCACGGCAAGACCUGCAUUUGAGCAAUGAGAUCAUGUUACAGUUUUACGCGUUAUACAAAGUUGCGACUGUUGGAUCAUGCAACGUUCCAAAGCCAGGCUUCUUUGACUUUGCGGGGAAGGCCAAGUGGGAUGCAUGGGCUUCUUUAGGAGAUUUGCCCAAGCAAGAAGCAAUGUCACGAUAUGUGAGAUUCGUUGCUGAGCAUGCUGGCUGGAAGCCGGGUGAGAGCGAUCGCGAGACUACGGAUAGCGAAACAUCACCACGCACACGCCCUGAAAAGACUGACAAGUCUACCGGUGUAUCAGUUAGUACAAUGGCCAAUGACCGUGAAGAGAUUAGUGAUGCCGACAAGACAAUAUGGAACUGGGCCGAGGAAGGGGUAAUUGAGAAGGUCGUUGAUAUGAUUGAUGCCAAGCGUGCCGAUGUCAAUCAAGUGGAUGAUCAAGGGAUGACCUUAUUGCACUGGGCCGCGGAUCGAGGGUAUGUGGAACUGACCAAGAUACUACUGGAGCGAGGUGCAUCCGUUGAUGCACAAGAUAAUGAGGGCCAAACACCACUACAUUAUGCUGUCAUUAUUGAAAAUGAGGAUAUUGUGAGAAAGCUUAUUGCUAGUGGGGCAAGUUCAGCAAUACGGGACUUCAAUGAUGAAACGCCACUGGAUUCUGCCUCAGAAGGCAUUAAGAGUGUUAUAGUAAUUGAAUCUUCAAAAUUAUCAAAAGGAUAGAAAUCUUCUACGGCGUAAUAUCCAUCCACCUCUAAUGUUGUUCC
This is a messenger RNA of Spizellomyces punctatus DAOM BR117, 864 nucleotides long. RefSeq lists its product as uncharacterized. Gene Ontology annotation, molecular function: protein binding; fatty-acyl-CoA binding. The record is from RefSeq and is a predicted model, not a curated record. The transcript is spliced from 6 exons. The coding region runs from base 26 to 820 and encodes 264 amino acids. Lineage: Eukaryota; Fungi; Chytridiomycota; Chytridiomycetes; Spizellomycetales; Spizellomycetaceae.